AUGUCGGAACAAACACAAUCUGCACAUAACGCCACUAAAAAGGAGAAACGACCGCCUCUCACCCACUUUCUUUGCUUUCCGCUCGUGAAUGAGACUUCUUUGCCCCAGUUGGAGGCAUCCCUGGCCAAAUUUCAGGCGGCAAUCCCGCUGCGGCCCAAAACAGCGAAUGAUCAUCCAUUGAAGCCCCGACCACCACUCUUCCCAGAUGCUGCUAUUCGACCGGUCGGUACGCUGCAUCUCACUCUGGGGGUGAUGAGUCUGACAACACCUGAACGUCUGGAGGCAGCUGUGGAGCUGCUGCAUUCAUUGGAUCUGGCAUCCAUGCUGCGAGAAGCAGAGGCGCAGGCGAGAAGACUUCCACGCAAAGGCCGUCCUCUGGUGACGCCGACGAACCCAGACGGCCCCGACUCGGAACCGCCAGCGACUUCAGAGGUGAAGGAAGAAGAAGACAUUCCCCUUCUUCAACAGCCUGUGUUGGUAGCCCCCGCUGAACCAACGCCACAAAAACGGCCACUGGAGCCGCUUUCGGUCUCUCUAGAAUCGCUGCAUGCCCUGCCAAAGGCUAAGGCCGCGACAGUCCUAUACGCCAGCCCUGUGGAUGCUACUUCUCGCUUAUAUCCGUUCAGUGUCAUGUUGCGAGACAAAUUUCUCGAAGCCGGCUUUCUGGAGGGAGAAUACAAAAAGUCAAAAGCUAAAAAUCAUGUCCGAGACGAGGUCUGUGAGACAGAAGAGGGAAAUAAAGAAGGAGAAGGAGACUCAGCACUGAGAUCAGAGGAAACGGCCAUCCAUCAGUCUCUUUUAGAGGAAGUUCCCACAGGCGUUGCCGAAGAUCCACCCCCCAGCGCUGACAGAAAACGACAUCGAACAAAGGUUAAAAAACCCAAGCCAAGGCCACUCUUGUUACAUGCUACGGUGGUGAACACGAUCUACGUACGCGGCCGGCAUCGGGAGAAUAACAAUAACGACAAUAAUGAUAACAACAACAACAAUAAAAAGAAGCGUAAGAACGGUCCCCUGACGUUUGAUGCCCGGGGUAUUAUCUCCCAUUACAAAGACUACUAUCUCGACGAAACGAGGACCCAAGCGCGGCCCUUUCCGACCGAUUGGAGUGAAGAGACAGAGCAGCAAAUAACCGUUCCCAGCGAAGAAGAGGAGGAAACGUCUACUACUUCCGAAGAAGAGGAAGUAGAAGGAGGAGAAGAAGAAGACGAUACUCGCCGCCCCCCUCCCAAGAAACUGAAGACCGGAGGACAACAGCAGAAAUAUCCCUUCAUCUGGGCCGAAAACCUCACUCUCGAGAAACUCUGCAUCUGCGAGAUGGGCGCGAGGACACCGGACGAGGACAAUGCCCUUGCAGUCCGUCUCGGACAGGAAUAUCGCAUCGUUGCGGAACGGAGCUUGUUGGAUCUUGAUAAGCAGGAGCAGCAACAGCAGCAACAACAGCAACAGCAACGUGAUCAUCAUGAUGUAGAGGUCGAUGUAGAUAUACCAGGACAAGAAGAAGAACAUGCUGAUACCGACAGCACAGAUAGUAGCGAUGGUGGCGUGAGGCUCUCACAAUCCCAGCUAUGA
Rasamsonia emersonii CBS 393.64 is the source of this 1572-nucleotide messenger RNA. RefSeq lists its product as uncharacterized. Gene Ontology annotation, biological process: regulation of DNA-templated transcription; DNA alkylation repair. Lineage: Eukaryota; Fungi; Ascomycota; Eurotiomycetes; Eurotiales; Trichocomaceae. The record is from RefSeq and is a predicted model, not a curated record. The transcript has a single exon. Gene Ontology annotation, cellular component: nucleus. Bases 1 to 1572 code for a protein of 523 amino acids.